AUGGCCGACAAUCCAUUUGUCCCGGUUCCAGACGCGAUAAAGCAAAAGCUUUCUGAAGGAAGAAUUCUCGAGGCCUACACCUUCGCUGAGAUAGACCGCAUCUUACCUUCUCGAUUCCUACGUGGCAGUGAUUGGGACUCUUUAAACUUGACCUCUUCCGAAUCGAUUAACUGCGGAAUCGCUUUCAACAACCUUUGUCUCUUAGCGUGGGAGAAGGUCAAUCUCUCCACAUGGCAAAUCGAAAGCGAAUUGGAAAAAAUGGUAUUACAAUGGGCGGAGAAGAACAAAGAUACAGGGAAAGCAAUUCUGCGGGAUAUCUUACCAAAAGCUAAAGAGUUUGGCUGGCAGCUCUUGGCUCUUGAGUGA
Botrytis deweyae is the source of this 366-nucleotide messenger RNA. RefSeq lists its product as uncharacterized. The transcript is spliced from 3 exons. Lineage: Eukaryota; Fungi; Ascomycota; Leotiomycetes; Helotiales; Sclerotiniaceae. The record is from RefSeq and is a predicted model, not a curated record. Bases 1 to 366 code for a protein of 121 amino acids.